Messenger RNA from Xenopus tropicalis (tropical clawed frog), 8694 nucleotides. It is a transcript of the gene scn3a, whose product is annotated as sodium channel, voltage gated, type III alpha subunit. Gene Ontology annotation, cellular component: membrane; voltage-gated sodium channel complex; plasma membrane. The coding region runs from base 285 to 6344 and encodes 2019 amino acids. Gene Ontology annotation, biological process: monoatomic ion transport; monoatomic ion transmembrane transport; sodium ion transmembrane transport. Lineage: Eukaryota; Metazoa; Chordata; Amphibia; Anura; Pipidae. The transcript is spliced from 27 exons. The record is from RefSeq and is a predicted model, not a curated record. Gene Ontology annotation, molecular function: monoatomic cation channel activity; monoatomic ion channel activity; voltage-gated sodium channel activity.
UAUAUUAACCACUGUAGAGGGAUGCUCGGAGCAGGAAGCAGUGCAAGGAAAGAAGAGGCUUGGGAAGAAGAAGAAGCAUCACAGUCUUCCUCAGUGGUUACGGAUUAACCCCAAAUAUCAUUGCUCUGCUUGGGUGGUUAGAGGUUUUUGCAUUUUCUAGAGGAUCUACAUAGCAAGUCUUGUCUUCUGUUGGUGCAGGUCUGCUGAUAUGAUUUGCAGGGUUUCUCCCACAUCAGCACCUUCAUGCAUAAGAGGCUGAUUGGUAAUUAGUGCAGGAUGAGAAGAUGGAGCAGCCACUGCUACCCCCACCAGGACCUGACAGCCUUCGACUCCUCACCAGAGAAUCUCUUGCUGUUCUUGAAAAGCGCUUUGCAGAAGAAAAAGCCAGGAAGGCAUCACAGAAGGAUCGCAGAGAUGAUGAUGAUGAAAAUGGACCCAAGCCUAAUUCGGACUUGGAAGCUGGCAAAAACUUACCAUUUAUAUAUGGAGACAUUCCACAGGGAAUGGUGGCAGUACCAAUGGAAGACCUGGACCCAUAUUACAGCAACCAAAAGACCUUUAUAGUAUUGAAUAGAGGGAAGGCAAUCUUCCGAUUCAGUGCCACAUCUGCCUUGUACAUUUUAACUCCUUUCAAUCCUCUUAGAAGAAUAUCUAUAAAGAUUUUGGUACAUUCUUUAUUCAGCAUGCUCAUUAUGUGCACUAUUUUGACUAAUUGCUUCUUCAUGACCAUGAGUAACCCACCAGAAUGGACCAAGAAUGUUGAAUAUACCUUCACUGGAAUUUAUACAUUUGAAUCACUUGUUAAAAUACUUGCCAGAGGUUUUUGUUUAGAAAGCUUUACUUUUCUACGGGAUCCAUGGAAUUGGCUUGAUUUCAGCGUCAUAGUCAUGGCAUAUGUGACAGAGUUUGUGGACCUGGGCAAUGUCUCAGCAUUGAGAACAUUCAGAGUUCUCCGAGCAUUGAAAACAAUAUCAGUCAUUCCAGGUCUGAAGACUAUCGUGGGCGCACUGAUUCAGUCGGUGAAGAAGCUUUCCGAUGUAAUGAUUCUCACAGUGUUUUGCCUCAGUGUGUUUGCACUAAUAGGGCUACAGCUUUUCAUGGGGCACCUGAGGAAUAAGUGUGUAAGGUGGCCACCUGAGUAUGAACCAAAUAUCACUUCCUACUUUAAUGAAACUGCUGGCCUCUAUAUUAAUGUAACUCUGAACCCAUUCAAUCGUGAAGAAUACAUCCUAGAAGAAACUAAUUUUUAUUUUUUGCCUGGAACGAGAGAUGCUCUUCUGUGUGGCAACAGCUCCGAUGCAGGGCAGUGUCCAAAAGGAUAUGUAUGUUUGAAGACAGGAAGGAACCCAAACUACGGCUACACAAGUUUUGACACAUUUAGCUGGGCUUUUUUAUCACUGUUUCGGCUAAUGACUCAGGAUUUCUGGGAAAAUCUUUAUCAACUGACACUACGAGCUGCUGGUAAAACCUACAUGAUAUUUUUCGUUUUGGUGAUUUUCCUGGGUUCUUUCUAUUUGAUAAACUUGAUCUUGGCUGUGGUGGCCAUGGCUUAUGAAGAGCAGAAUCAGGCAACCUUAGAAGAAGCGGAGCAGAAAGAAGCAGAAUUCCAGCUUAUGAUGGAGCAACUGAAAAAACAUCAGGAAGAAAUUCAGGCAGCGGCGCUAGCAGCAGAAACAAUGGACGGUUCCAGAGAGUUUAGUGGUGGGACAGGCUAUGGUGGGCUUUCAGAAAGCUCUUCUGAGGCAUCAAAGCCAAGUUCCAAAAGUGCUAAGGAGAGAAGAAAUAGAAGGAAAAAGAGAAAACAAAAAGAGCAGGGUGAGGAUGAGAAGGCAGAUGAUGAAAAAUUCCACAAGUCGGCUUCAGAAACGAGUAUAAAGAGGAAAGGCUUUCGUUUUUCUAUAGAAGGAAACCGACUGACCUAUGAGAAGAAGUACUCGUCCCCACAUCAGUCCCGCCUCAGUUUCCGUGGCUCCCUCUUUUUCCCAAGGCGUGAUAGCAGAGCGAGCCUGUGCAGCUUCAGAGGCCGUGGGAAGGAUGUAGGAUCAGAAAAUGACUUUGCGGAUGAUGAACACAGCACAUUUGAGGACAAUGAAAGCAGAAGAGGUUCAUUGUUCGUUCCACACAGGCAUGGAGAGAGGAGGAACAGCAACAUAAGUCAAACCAGCAAGGCAUCAAGGACCCUGCCGGUGCUGCCAGUGAAUGGGAAGAUGCACAGCACGGUGGAUUGCAAUGGAGUGGUCUCUCUACUUGGUGGCCCAUCAGGUCCAACAUCGCCUGCUGGACUACUUCUGCCAGAGGUGAUAAUAGAUAAACCAGCUUCUGAUGACAAUGGAACUAAUACAGAGAAUGAACUGAGGAAAAGACGGCUCAGUUCGUAUCAUGUUUCUAUGGAUUUUCUGGAAGAUCCGAUUCUCAGACAAAGGGCUCUGAGCAUUGCCAGCAAUCUAACAAAUACAAUGGAAGAACUUGAAGAAUCCAGGGAAAAAUGUCCACCAUGCUGGAAUAAAUUUGCCAAUACAUAUCUAAUCUGGGAUUGCAGCGACUCUUGGCUAAAGAUAAAGCAUGUUGUCAACUUGAUUGUCAUGGACCCAUUUGUGGAUCUUGCAAUAACAAUCUGCAUUGUUUUGAACACGUUAUUUAUGGCUAUGGAGCAUUACCCAAUAACCGAUGAAUUUGCCGGUGCGCUCAAUGUGGGAAAUUUGGUGUUUACAGGUAUUUUUACUGCUGAGAUGGUUUUCAAGCUAAUUGCCCUAGAUCCCUAUUACUAUUUCCAAGUUGGCUGGAACAUAUUCGAUGGGGUUAUUGUCAGUCUCAGCUUGAUGGAACUUGGUCUUUCGGAUGUGGAAGGGUUAUCAGUCCUUCGAUCUUUCAGAUUGCUUCGUGUAUUCAAAUUGGCGAAAUCCUGGCCUACACUGAACAUGCUGAUAAAAAUUAUUGGCAAUUCUGUAGGAGCUUUGGGGAACCUGACUUUGGUGUUGGCCAUCAUUGUCUUCAUUUUUGCUGUGGUUGGGAUGCAGCUGUUUGGUAAAAGUUACAAGGAAUGUGUCUGCAAAAUUGCCCCAGAUGACUGUGAGCUUCCUCGCUGGCAUAUGAACGACUUCUUCCACUCCUUCCUUAUUGUGUUCCGAGUUCUGUGUGGGGAAUGGAUUGAAACCAUGUGGGACUGUAUGGAGGUUGCAGGACAAGCUAUGUGUCUUACUGUAUUUAUGAUGGUGAUGGUUAUUGGAAACCUAGUGGUGUUAAAUUUGUUUUUAGCUUUGCUGCUCAGCUCAUUUAGCUCAGACAAUCUAGCUGCUACAGAGGACGAUAAUGAAAUGAACAAUCUACAAAUUGCAGUGGCCAGAAUGCACGAAGGAAUAGCCUAUGUGAAAAGGAAGAUGCGGGAAUUCAUACAAAACGCCUUUGUCAAAAAGCAAAAAGCCUUAGAAGAAACCAAACCCUUAGAAGACAUGCAGAACCAAAAGGACAGCUGCAUUUCCAAUCACACCACUGUGGAAAUAAGCAAAGAGUAUGACUACCUGAAAGAUGGAAAUGUGACAACGGCCACCAGUGGCAUAGGCAGCAGUGUGGAAAAGUACAUCAUAGACGAAAGCGACUACAUGUCUUUCAUUCAUAACCCAAGCCUAACUGUCACUGUACCUAUUGCUGUGGGGGAGUCCGAUUUUGAGAAUCUGAACACAGAGGAGUUUAGCAGCGAAUCAGACUUGGAAGAAAGCAAGGAGAAGCUCAACUCAUCCAGCUCAUCAGAAGGCAGUACGGUGGACAUCAGGCCUGCUGGGGAGGGAGAGCCUGUUCCACAGGUGGAGGUUGAAGAGUUCCAGGAACCGGAUGCUUGUUUCACAGAUGGCUGUAUCAGGAGAUUUCCAUGCUGUGUGGUUGAUGUCUCACAUGGCAAAUGGAAGCAGUGGUGGAACCUCAGAAAAACAUGUUUCUUAAUCGUAGAACACAACUGGUUUGAGACCUUCAUAAUCUUUAUGAUUCUUAUGAGUAGUGGUGCCCUGGCAUUUGAAGAUAUCUACAUAGAACAAAGAAAAACAAUAAAAAUAAUUUUGGAAUAUGCGGACAAGGUUUUUACGUACAUCUUUAUCUUGGAAAUGCUUCUGAAAUGGGUGGCAUAUGGCUUUCAAAAAUAUUUCACAAAUGCCUGGUGCUGGUUGGACUUCUUGAUUGUUGAUAUUUCAAUCAUAUCCCUUUUGGCGGUGGCUCUUGGGUAUGAUCAACUAGCCGCCAUUAAAUCUCUAAGGACCUUGAGAGCACUGAGACCUCUGCGUGCAUUAUCAAGAUUUGAAGGAAUAAGGGUUGUAGUGAAUGCCCUCGUUGGAGCUAUUCCAUCCAUUAUGAACGUUCUUCUGGUUUGUUUAAUAUUUUGGCUCAUUUUUAGCAUUAUGGGAGUAAACAUGUUUUCCGGAAAGUAUGGCUAUUGUGUGAAUUACACAGAUGACGUAGUGUUUGACUACACAAUAGUUAACAAUAGGAGCCAAUGUAUGGACCUAAUUAGUGAAAAUAAAACGGCCAGAUGGAAAAACGUAAAAGUGAAUUUUGAUAACGUGGGAUUUGGAUAUCUUGCUUUGCUUCAAGUGGCAACAUUCAAAGGAUGGAUGGAAAUAAUGUAUGCAGCAGUUGACUCAAGAAAGCAAGAGGAACAGCCAAAAUAUGAAGACAAUCUGUACAUGUAUUUGUACUUCGUUAUUUUCAUCAUUUUUGGAUCGUUUUUCACACUCAACCUUUUCAUUGGUGUCAUCAUUGAUAAUUUUAAUCAGCAGAAGAAGAAGUUCGGAGGUCAAGACAUCUUUAUGACGGAAGAACAAAAAAAAUAUUACAAUGCAAUGAAGAAGCUGGGGUCCAAGAAACCACAAAAGCCUGUUCCAAGACCUGAUAAUAAAUUUCAAGGUGCCGUCUUUGAUUUUGUGUCGAAACAACCGUUUGAUAUAGCCAUCAUGAUUCUGAUCUGUUUAAAUAUGGUAACCAUGAUGAUUGAAACAGAUGAUCAGAGCAUCGAAACGGAGAACAACUUGUACUGGAUAAAUGCAGUUUUCAUUGUUCUUUUUACUGGGGAGUGUGUGCUCAAGCUGAUAUCCCUACGUCAUUAUUACUUCACAAUUGGCUGGAACAUAUUUGAUUUUGUGGUUGUAAUUCUCUCUAUAGUAGGUAUGUUUCUGGCAGACCUUAUCGAAAAAUAUUUUGUGUCACCCACCCUGUUCAGGGUCAUCCGAUUAGCUAGGAUUGGUCGUAUCCUGCGUCUCAUCAAGGGAGCUAAAGGCAUUCGUACUCUGCUGUUUGCCCUGAUGAUGUCACUUCCUGCGUUGUUCAAUAUUGGUUUACUGCUCUUUUUGGUGAUGUUCAUCUACGCCAUUUUCGGCAUGUCCAACUUUGCCUAUGUUAAGAAAGAGGCUGGGAUUGAUGACAUGUUUAACUUUGAGACCUUUGGUAACAGCAUGAUCUGUUUAUUCCAAAUUACAACAUCUGCAGGAUGGGAUGGUCUGUUAGCGCCAAUUCUUAAUAGCGGGGCACCAGAUUGCGAUCCAAAGGCAGAACAUUCAGGAAGCAGUGUAAAAGGAGACUGUGGCAAUCCCUCUGUUGGCAUCUUCUUUUUUGUUAGUUAUAUCAUUAUAUCAUUCUUGGUUGUAGUCAACAUGUAUAUUGCUGUCAUCUUGGAAAACUUCAGUGUUGCUACGGAGGAAAGUGCCGAACCUCUAGGAGAAGAUGAUUUUGAGAUGUUCUAUGAGGUCUGGGAAAAAUUUGAUUCAAAUGCAACACAGUUUAUACAAUACGUUAAACUGACUGAUUUUGCUGAUGCGCUGGAUCCGCCUCUCCGAAUGCCGAAACCAAACAAUGCGCAGUUAAUCGCAAUGGAUCUGCCUAUGGUAAGUGGGGACAGAAUUCACUGCCUUGAUGUCCUGUUUGCCUUUACAAAGCGUGUGCUAGGUGAAGGCGAUGAAAUGGAUAACUUAAGACAGCCAAUGGAAGAACGUUUCAUGGCAUCCAAUCCUUCAAAGGCCUCCUACGAACCAAUCACGUCUACUCUACGUAGGAAACAAGAGGAGUUAGCUGCCAUAGUUAUCCAGCGCUGCUACAGAUGCUACGCUUUAAGGAAAGGCAUAAAACAUGCCUCCUUUAUGUACAACCAGGAAAAGGGCAAAGAUGGAGGGAGUCUACUUACUAGGAAAGAUAUGCUUAGCGAUCGACUAAAUGGAAACUCUACAACAGAGAAAGCAGACAUUACCCCUUCGACAACGUCUCCUCCGUCCUAUGACAGUGUUACAAAACCAGAUAAAGAAAAACACGAAAAAGACAAAAUAGAGAAGGAAGACAGGGGCAAAGAUGUCAGGGAGCAUAAAAAAUAAUUUUCAGUGGCAAACUGUUUACAGCCUGUGAACAUUGUUUAUUGAUGUCAUCAGGACUACUUCCAGAGAUUUAUGCCAAACUGACAGUUCUUAAAAAUUAUGUACUUUUGGUCAGUGCCUACAAUAAGACAGUGACCCCCUGUCAGUCAAUGACUACAAUUGAAACCAACAAACUUGACGGGAGGUUACUGUUUGAACCACUUCAUCACUAUACGGUGGCUUGCAAUGCAUUUCUUGUCAAUGCUUUGCUGGUCACUUAGGAAGUAAAAGGAUUAUCGCCCAGCUGACACUGCUGAAGAAGAUAGUCCAAAUGGCUACUCAGACUGUGCAGAAUGGGGACCAUUUUGUGGGAUACAACCCUAUAAUUUUUUUGUGUGUUGAACACUUUAGUAAAGUACUUGUAUCCACUGUUUGCAUUUCAACUGCCAUAUUUGCCAUAUGUUUACAAACUCUAUGUUUAUGGAUUCAUCGUUUUUUUGAAUUCAUAGGUUCUCUACUAUUAUAUGUGACUAUUUUUGUAAUUGGGUUUUAUGUUGGGAUUGGGGCUGUUACUUACCACUUCAAAAGGUAUGAGAACCAGGUGUUCUGCUAUAUCUUUCUCUAUAACAUAUGAAUAAAACAGAUUGCAUGAACGCAUGCUGGACUCAUAGGUCAUGCAUGAAAAAAACAUAGCGCUACAAAAAAAAAAAAAGUCAGAUCAUUAUGUGACACUUAAUGUGGAGGUGCUUAUCUGUUCAUGCUGAGUCACAUAAAGAGAAGUUAAUACACGCCUGUAAUGCCCCAUUGAGUCCCGGGUCAGAGGGCAGUUGGAUCCAUCCUUUAUGCAAACCUCAGCUUGUGCAAACACUUAUCGAGUGCCCCAUGGCACAAACUUACAUUUCACCGUCACAAGAUUGACCAGAUGAAAACUUUCUUUAGGCCUUGUCCUGCAUUAUUGUUUGGCCACCUUCAGCUGUCAGUGAGGUUGACAAUGUACAUGCCAAUGGAAAUGCCCUAUGUUAUGGUAUGUAAAUAGUUCUUUUAACCUGUGGUGGAUGUUUGAGCAAAGAAAUAAUGACUUGGGCACAAUAUUUAUUGCAUCAAAUAUGUACCACAAUAUGUGUAGUUUGCAAGCUUUUGGAGAAUAAUAGAAAAUAUUCUGUACCAAUAUAAAUAGUUUGGACGAGAUCACAAUUGCAUGUUUAUAUUGCUUGGGCUGCUUUAUGAUGUUUCUUUUUUCCACUGUCCAGCAGUCUGACAUGGAAAGCCAUAUACCAAAUGGUAACGUAAGACAAGCUGUUCAACGGUUCAACAAAAACCUGUUUUCGUUGUCAUUAAUCUCUUUGCUGCCGGGGGCUAGAAACUCAUCCUUUUGCCACUGUCAAAGCUAAGGGGUUGCCAGGUUAUAUCUCUUUGGCCCUUAAGGGGGUUAAGCAAUAGUUUGCAGCUGAUUCUAUAUUUCUGUUUUUUUCUCCUUGAGUUCCCAUUACUGUUUUUUUUUAAUAGUUUUUCAACCAUCUUCUUUAAGUUCAGUUUCCAAAAAAAAUCACAAAUUGGGAAAUAUUGCAAACUGCUUUAAAGCAUAAAGAGUUUAUAAGAUGAUGAAACUAUAAAUACUGUAAAUAUUCAUUUAGCUUUAUUUUUCAGCAUUUUGUACAUAAGAGGAGAGACGAAAAAAAAACUAACUGUAGGGGUUAAUGUUGUGGUCACUUUUGUUACUAUCCAUGCUUAGCACUAAUCAAUUGGAGAUCUUUUACCAAAUAAAAGACAAAGAAAAGAGUUGUACAUUUGCUAUUUUAUUACUUUGUUUUUUGCGCACACACUGAAUGUGGGAUUCUACUUGUGAAACUGGGACCACAGAUCACUCAUUCACCAUAGCGGGAUCAUGUAAAGGAUCACUGGGUACAAAUAUACAGAGGUUGUGAGCACAGCCUGCAUCAGGUGUUGAAACUUUUUAAUGCUGGACGUACCUGGAACACUCCGAAAGCAAACCUGUUUCAGAUACGGAGGUGCUAAAAAGGUUAAUUUUUUAAAUUCCAUUAUCUUUCCUAGAGUCUGAUUAUCAUAUUUGUUCUAUUCUUGUUGGUUCAUGCUGCACUGGAAUGUUUUACCAAAUAUGUGGGAUCCACAUAUCUUCAUUUUUCCAAAAAAGAUUAAAAAAAAAGGACAUGAGUUUGCUGAUCACACCAUGUUAGCUUAAAGUUCUGUUUCGGACACAUGCAAAAAGUUAAUUGUAGACUCCUUUGCUUUCCAAGACUUAAAUGACUUGUAGUGUACUGUGAACUGCAUGCAGGGAAAUGCUAUUACCUAAAAUUACAGCUAACAACAUUACAAACAAGCCAAAAGAAUAAAGAUUACAUUUUGUAUGGUA